Messenger RNA from Helianthus annuus (common sunflower), 1989 nucleotides. RefSeq names its product F-box/FBD/LRR-repeat protein At1g13570. The coding region runs from base 682 to 1842 and encodes 386 amino acids. The transcript is spliced from 4 exons. Gene Ontology annotation, molecular function: protein binding. The record is from RefSeq and is a predicted model, not a curated record. NCBI's taxonomy places the organism in Eukaryota, Viridiplantae, Streptophyta, Magnoliopsida, Asterales, Asteraceae.
CGAUAUAAGGUACAAUACCCACUUGUGUCGUGUAUACAGUAUACUUAGUAAACCCUAACCUUACUCUGGUAUAUGCUUCUUCUUCUGCUGGUGGCGGCUGGUUCGUUGGUCGUCUGUUUGCUUAUCAGAUAACUUAAGCCAUAUCAGUCACUUGUACAACGGGUAUUUUCUUUUCAUAUUCGAUUACUUCUCAUAGUUUAAUCCGGUAGUCAACCUUCAGUAGCGUAGCUUGUUAAAUCGAUAUAAGGUACAAGAACCACUUGUGUCGUGUAUACAGUAUACUUAGUAAACCCUAACCUUACUCUGGUAUAUGCUUCUUCUGCUGGUGGCGGCUGGUUCGUUGGUCGCCUGUUUGCUUGCUUAUCAGAUAACUUAAGCCAUACAACGGGUAUUUUCUUUUCAUAUCGAUUACUUCUCAUAAACUUACUUCAUAAGCAAGCCGUUGUUCAUUACUGGAUUUGGCGUCAAUACUUCAAACAAUUUGGUGCAAUGAUUUUUCGCUGUUAAAGUCACUAACCUAAUUGGUUCUGUUCCAACCCUAAUUGGGUCAAUCCCUUUCAUUUUCAUCGGUUUUUUUGUUUAUGUUACUCGGUUUUGUUGUUGUUGUUGUUGUUUUAUGUGUAGACUAAACAUAUUCCCAUAGUAGCUAGCUUAUUUUGCAGCUAACAAGGGUAUCCUAAGAUGGAUAGAAUCAGCAAGCUUCCUUUAGGCAUAAUAGAAACCAUAUUAUGUCUACUACCGAUUCAAGAGGCAGCAAGGACAAGCAUCCUCUCUAGGGAAUGGAGGUACCAUUGGACCAAAAUCCCUAAACUUGUUUUUAACGAGUAUACGUUUGAAGUGUCGACCGAUAGGGCCGAGCCGUCUGUUUUGGAACAAACGUUUGACAAACCAAGUAAAAGGAGAGAAAUGCACAAGAGGUGUAAGUUUUUCUACGCGAUAUACCAAGUUCUGCUUAUGCACGAGGGUCCAAUACACGAGUUCACUCUUUCUAUGGGGGUAGAUACCUCGUGUGUUGAGAUUGACCAAAUACUACGUCAUUUAUCGAAGAAAAACUCUCUCAAGAUGUUAAAACUUUCUUUUUGUGCGGGAGGUGAUGUGGGGUAUAAGUUACCCAUUUCUCUCUUCUCUUUACACCAAUUAACAAGUUUGUAUCUGAGUGGUUGUGCUCUUUACCAACAACGUUCAUUCAAUGAAUUUGGUUAUCUUACAACCUUACAUUUGGAAGGUGUAUGGAUGUAUGAGAAAAUGCUUCUGCGUCUUUUAUCCAGCUGCCCAUUUCUUAAGAGUUUGACUCUCGAUAAUGCGAGUACAUUUAUCUGUGAUGAUGAAGUUACUACCAUUGUUGAUCUAUUAGAGUGUUUACCGGUGAUUGAAUAUCUUUAUGUUGUGUUUUCCUUCGUUGAGGAUUUUCUUCGAUGGAGACAUCCGAAAGAGCUCCCAACAGCAUUAGUCCACCUGAAAUACUUGUGUAUACAUGAUUUGAGCUUUAGUCACAUAUAUGGGUUACCUUUUCUUGCUCUUCUGAUUAGAAGCUCCCCAAACCUUGAGAAACUUAAGCUAGUGAUGUAUGACGAAGAUCUUGAAGAAUAUGAGAUGGGCUCUUUUACACUCGAAGAUUAUUCAGAUAUUACGCUGGAGCAUCUGAACGAAUUAGAGAUUAUACGUUUUAGCGACGCAGAGAAUGAGUUGGAUUUUGUGAAGCUUAUAAUGGCCAAGUCACCUGUACUAAAGGAGGUAUGGAUAUCCCCAUGUUAUGAUUUUGAUAAAGAUAAAGAAUCAGAGAUUGUAAAAAUCCUUUGCUUUACUCCAUGCGCGGCCCCUCUGGUAAACAUCAUGUGGUAGAAAUCAUGGUUAGAUAAUUGAAAUCCAAUUAGUCAUGCAUUUGAUGGUUAUGUUUUUUUUGUUGACGUUAUUGAAAUGAACAAAUUUGUUUCGUUCUGAUACGAGGUUUUGAGACGGAUGAUCUUAUGCAUCUUGAAUUUGUUAAAA